AUGGCUGCUGUGAAAGUGCUUGCGCUGUUGAGCGCAGUCUGCAUCCUCACAGCCGUGGCUGAGGAAGUUGCGAAGCUGGCACUUGGGCAUUCGCUUUCCUGCGCUCUGGGGUCACAAGGCUCCAUUAAGUGCUGGGGGGACAACGGCAAUGGUCAGCUGGGACAAGGGGACGACGUCAGAAGAGGCGAUGGCGCGAACGAGAUGGGCAAGUUUUUGCCGACCAUUGAUCUGGGGACAGGACGACAUGCGCUCGAAGUGAACUCGGGGGCCUUCCAUAAUUGUGCCAGGCUGGACGAUGGCCUCGUGAAAUGCUGGGGGAGGGGCACGAAGGGCCAGCUGGGCAUUGGAGACACCGAGCACAGAGGAGAUAACAGUGACGAAAUGGGGCAGUUCCUCCCCACCGUGGAGCUCGGAACAGGGCGCACAGCUGUGCGGCUAGGCUUGGGAUACGAGUUUGGCUGUGCGGUCUUGGACGACGGCUCGCUGAAAUGCUGGGGGGAAGGUGUACAUGGUCAGCUGGGCCUUGGAACCAGCGCGAACAUGGGGGACGGGAGCAGUGAGAUGGGAGACCACCUCCCAGCAGUCGACCUGGGUACCGGUAGGACGGCAGCUGAAGUGACCGCCGGCUUCUACUUUACCUGCGCACGCCUCGACGAUAGCUCCGUAAAGUGCUGGGGCAGCAAUGGGUUUGGACAGAUCGGUGAUGGGAGCUCUGGGACUUAUGUUGGGGAUGCCAGCGGCGAGAUGGGAGACAAUCUUCCAACUGUGGACCUUGGAACAGGCCGCACCGCCGUCGAGCUGAGCGCCGGAGGGUAUCACGUUUGUGCGAGACUCGACAAUGGCUCCGUGAAGUGCUGGGGGAGGAAUCACAAAUACCAGUUGGGGCUGGGCUUAGAUACCUCGACUCGCAUCGGAGACGAAUCGAACGAGAUGGGCGAUUAUUUGCCCCCAGUCGACCUCGGCACGGGCAGGACAGCGGCAGAAGUGUCAUCAGGAUAUUUUCAUACCUGCGCCCGCUUGGAUGAUGGCGCCAUCAGGUGCUGGGGCCCGAACGACUAUGGCGAAAUCGGCCACACAGCCACACUCCCCAGCAACGUAGAUCUCGGAACCGGCAGAACUGCGGUCCAUGUGGCCGCAAAUGGCUAUUCCACGUGUGCUCUCCUGGACAACCUGGAAACAAAAUGCUGGGGACAAAACGAUGAUGGGACGUUGGGUCUUGGUGACACCCAAGACAGGGGAAAAUCGAGCAGCGACAUGGGAAACAGCCUCCCAGCUGUUGACAUACUCAAGCAGCACAUCCACGCGCACCGUGACAACCACCACGAGCACCUCAACCACGAGCGCCAGCACAUCCAGCAGCACGGGCACAAGCCGAACAACGAGCAGCAGCUCCGCUUCCAGAACCAGCAGUUCGACAACCACCUUGACGAGCACCUCAACCACGAGCGCCAGCACAUCCAGCAGCACGGGCACAAGCCGAACAACGACCAGCAGUUCCGCCUCCAGAACCAGCAGUUCGACAACCACCCUGACGAGCACCUCAACCACAAGCGUCUCAUCAACCGGAACGACGAGUGCCUUGGGGAAGAGAGCCGGAGCGUGCUGAGCGGCUAUACUCUCCAAGGUUCUGCCACCAGCUCCACUGCCGCCACCGACGACGCCAGAGAGGUGAUGCGCAAGCAGGAGGCUGAGGCUGCAGUGAAGGAGGCCGAGGCUGCCACCGAGGUUGCAGUGCAGGACUUGCUGAACAGCUUGAACAACACAGGCGACAACGGCGUGAUGGGCGAGGUCGUCGACACCACGGAAGCUGGAGCGGUGAAGGUGGUUGCGUACGAUGUGGAAGCUUUGACGUCAUCGGGACAGAAUGCUACCGUCAGCAUGGAGAACUCUUCCAUCGGCGCUGAGGUCCCCGGCGAUGUACUGGCGCAAGCGCAGGCGCUUGUGGGCGACGGCCCGGUGCUGCUGGGUGUGGUGUCCUUGAGCGAGGAUCUGGCCAAGAAGUUUAGCAAUCCACCUGCUGACAGAGGGCCAGGCGAAGGGCCAAAGGCCCCCAUUCUGCGGUCGAGCCCGGUCGUGGUCGAAGUGCGCAACAAGAACGGAGGCAUUGUGGAUCUAGGGAAGCUGCAGAGCCCCAUGGUGGUUCAGCUAGAGGUGUCGCACGACAACGACACUGUUAAGUGCGCCUAUUGGAACGAGACCGAAGCGGUCUGGGAGACGGAUGGCCUGGUCCGGCUGGAACUCAGGGCAGGCGUGCUCCGUUGCCAAACGCGUCGGCUGGGUAUCUUCGGGGGUGUGGACGUCUUGGAGGAACUGGAAAACGUGCUGAAGUGCAGCAGCCUCUUUGAAGUGCUCACCGCGGAGGGGAUUGCAAAGUUGGCAAGACCUGGAUGGCUUCUGCGAACACCGACAGUGAUCUACCUGUGCUUCCUGCUGCUAUUCGCUUUGCUCCUCAGCUACGGGUAUCACAUGGAUCGUCAGGCCGAAAGAGCAAUUCCUUCAAGGAACCGCCAAGUCACGCUGCUGCGGGAGGACGACGACCAGAAAGAGACCGGACUGUGUCGCUGCAACAUGCUCCGGGGCUUGUGCAGCCAGGUGGCAGGACAGGUGGUGUUUCUGGCCGGGCUGCGGCGCCCAAAGCAGUUCGCCAAGAAGCGCAUCCAGAGUCUCAUUGACGACAGCAUCAGCCAGAUCAUCGCGUACAGGAUGGGCUUGGACAUGAUCAGCAUCAACGCCCUCAUUCCCCACAGGGAACACAGCAUCCAAGAGCUGCGACAGGAAGAAGAGGAGCAGCCAACGCCCAGGUCUCGGGGUUGCUUCUCCUGCCAGCCUGCCUGGAUGAAGCAGGUGGAGAGCAGGGCGAGGAACCUAGCAGCUCGAGUUGGGGAGAUGGCCCAGAGGGCUUCGCGGGUGCAUCCGGCCACCAGCAAGAAGGCGCACUCGCAAAUCGCGCAACUUCUGGACCUUCAUCGUGCCGGGAAUUCUGCCGUCAACACGGUGCUACGUGGAAACAUGCGUGCCCUAACUCUGGAGUUGCUGCCAGCUGUCCAUGCCUACUCCGCGAUUCUACGAUGCUUUUCCAUAACCCCAGUCAGCAUCCAGAUCUGCGCCAUCAUCCUGAAGAUCCUGAGUGCUUGCUUCAUCAACGCGAUCUUCUUGACAAGCAGCGCAAAAAGGGAGGACGUCGAAGGCUGCGACACCGAGAUGCUGACUUUCGAACAACAGCUCGUUCGAGGUUUUUGGAUUGGCCUCCUCUCAGCUGUGCUGAGCGAUGUGAUCAUCCUCUGCCUGCUGCUGAUCCAGAAGCCGUCGCUCAAGAAGAUGAAUCAGGAGAAGUGGGACCAGCAGGUGAGCAAGUGGCGGUGUAGAAGGUGCGUUUUUUGGGUGGCUGCAGCCUGCUACGCGGCCGUGUGCGUCUCCUAUGUGCUAGUGUUCCUUGCCAGCGUCACCUACGAAGACAGCCAAGCUUGGCUCGGAGCCACCUCCACGAGCCUUCUCAAG
This is a messenger RNA of Symbiodinium sp. CCMP2592, 3498 nucleotides long. NCBI's taxonomy places the organism in Eukaryota, Dinophyceae, Suessiales, Symbiodiniaceae. The record is from the annotation of a GenBank genome assembly.